UUAGUUGAUGGGAUUGCUGGUUGGUUUUGAUAUUUCUCUUGUUCAGUUACCUGUUGUGAUAUUUUGCCUAAAGAAAGUGAAACACUGCUUUACCACACCUUAGUUAAAAGAGUUAAUGUGUUUAUUCUGAUGUGCAGCAAAUAUGUCCAGUGUUUUGUAUAGUAACUUUGCUGUAAAUGUCAUAAGACUCUAAGAAAUUCUGAGUUGACACAAGGAUUGUCUUGCAGAAGGUGCUUCUCCCCAUGUUGCUUAAGUGUUAGCACAGUUCUGCCACUGAGCUCUUUCUUGCAUCUCCUCUCAUUUUGUCAUCACUGCUCUGGAAACAUGGAAGACAUUUUUGUGGGCAUGAGACAAUGCCAUCUCCCUUUUGUAGGUGAUAUAGAAAGACUGAGUUUGUUGCUUGGUUCAUUACCUAAAACCUUCCCUGUACAUUAAACUUCUGUAGUUUGGUCUUUUCCACUUACCCAAACUGUCUUCCAUUUGUUCUUCAUUUGCCUUAUGUCUUAAAUAUCAGCGACUGGUUAAUUAAAGAUCUGAUGAGCUGGGUAUUCUCAGCUGUUGCAGGUCACUGAUCUAUUUAAUAUGCUUUUACACUGGAGAAUACUUAGCUAUCAAAACCAAGUGCCCUAUUUUAUUAAUCUUGUAUUAUGACAGGGUUUUGUUCUCCAAGUUGAGUAUAUUUGCUGUCUCUUCUUAAUUAUUUAGAUUAUUCCAAUUUAUGCCACUUUCUUCAUAUAUGAAUGGCACAGGUCCAGGGUGUGAAUCUGCUUGAGCUGGAGCUGUGCAUAAGCCUUUACUGUAAGAAUGAUUUUAUCUGUUAAUAUUUUGAUGUGGAUGCAUUUGUGUCAUCUUGCUAAUUUCUUUGUUGCUGUUCUGUCUUCCUGCCCAGUUCUCACUGUUCCUUUGCUGUGAGCAAACAUUUUGCAACAUGCUAGCAAAGUGUGCCCUUUACAUGCAGAAUGUCAAUCUAGUCUUUCCACUAGUUAGUGUUAGCUGAAAGGAAGCUAAGAGAGCAGCAGAAUUGCUGUUAAUGCACCCAGAUGUUUCUGCAUUCUCUUUUAUUUUGCUUAAAAAACUUACCUAUAAAAUCAUUACCUAAUUUAAGAAAUUGUAGCUAAAAGAUGUUAGCGUACGGAUUGUCCUUCUGCAUGCCUCCGUCAGCAUACGUUCUGUUAUACAAUCAUAAUUACAUGGUUGUUUCUCCUUUUUCUACAGAAUGGUUUCUAUUCUUGACUGAAAACAAAACUGUGCAAUGUACGCCCUGUAGACUGUGUGCUUUUAGCUUAUUUGUUGUGGAAGUUGAAAGGGGUAUGCAAAAUGAGCUGUAACAGCAAAAGGAGAGAGCAGGCUGGGUUUUUCUGCUCUUUGAAGAUCAGGAGUAAUAAAAAUCAAAUUGCUUAAACCAAACUUUCAUAUAAACUGGCAAAUAUGUUCUCUGUUUUCUAUAUGCUUGGCAGGAGGGGCUCAGAAGUGAUUGGUAGCUGUGCUGAGCACGUGCAGCUGCCAUUUAGACAACUGAUAGCUGUUCGUUGCCUAUACAAUGUUCUGUGUAAUGUUAAUGGGCUAAAAUCAUAUCAUACAUCUGGAGCUGAGCACCCAAAAUUAGCAGACAUUUUCUCUCUGGCUCAGUUAGUUGUCUGUAAAAUAAUCUCUUCUCUCCUUACAGGACUGCUGUGAAAAUAACUUAUUAGUGUAUGCCAAUUAGAUGCUCUAGUAGCAAAGAGGAGCUACAAAAACCACUGAGGAAAUUAAUAGCUCUGUCUUUGUUGUGGAUCCUCAUUAGCAUAUAACAAAUGAGCCGUGGGAUCAGGCAGUUCUGUUUUAAAGCAGUGUGUAGAGCUCUGUAGAGAACUCUACAUACUCCAUUUUGCUAGGCAAUAGCUACAAAAAAUUGCUCUGGGAAAUCUUACUGUCAGUUCAAGAGAUGCUGCUUCUUUGUGCUGUACACCUCUGCUAGAGACUUUUGUUUUCAUGGGAGGGAGAGUAGAAGCAAAAUCAGGCUGGUCCCUUCGCUACUGCAGUAAAUGGCACUAUGAUGAUAGAGCUCCAGGAGAGGGUAACUGAACUGGAAAACUGGAAGGAUGGCAAAGGUCUUAUAAUCCAUGGUGCAGGAAACACCUUUUGCUCAGGAUCUGAUUUGAAUGUUGUCAAAGAAAUAUCCAAUUCCCAGGAUGGGAUGAAUAUGUGCAUGUUUAUGCAAAACACCUUAACCAGACUUAUGAGGUUGCCUUUGAUCAGUGUUGCACUAGUUCAAGGAAAGGCUUUUGGAGGAGGAGCAGAACUUACCACAGCAUGUGAUUUCAGGUUGAUGACGCCUGGCAGUGAAAUUCGCUUUGUCCACAAGCACAUGGGCCUGGUGCCAGGCUGGGGAGGAGGUGCCCGGCUGGUGCGGAUGGUGGGCAGCGGGGCAGCCCUGCGGCUGCUGGGCGGGGCUGAGCGGCUGGACCCCGAGAGAGCGCGGAGCCUGGGGCUCUCCGAGGACACGCUGCCGGCCUCGGAUGGAGCCACAGCGCUGCGAGAGGCCCGCGCCUGGCUGAGCCAGUACACUGAGGGCCCGGCCACUGUCAUUCGGGCUGUGAAAAAGGUGGUGACAGCAGGAAGAGAGCUCCCGCUGGAAGCUGCCCUAAGGACAGAGAAGGACAUUUUUGGAACUGUAUGGGGUGGGCCUGCCAAUUUGCAGGCAUUGGCUAGAAGACCAAAACAUAAGUGAUGGUUUAUGCAUAAGAAAUGGGCUUAACUUUUUUGCAAACAAAGCUUUCAGUAAAGCAGCCGUUAAGCUGAAUCAUUUAAGGACUUGUCCAUUUAAAAUGGAAUUAACAUUCCUGCCAUUUAGGUCAGGCAGGCAUAUUUGGUGUGCAACCACAGAGAAAUCCCAGGCAGAUUCUCUACUGUCCUAAUCACCCACUGAAUCGAGAUUAGUGAAAUUACUAUGUAAAGGUAAAUACUGUGCUGAAAAUAGAACUAUAAUUCAUUUGGAAUGAGGCUGAAGAUUAUUUGGUCGUUGUUUUUUUGUUGGUUUUUUUUUUUUUUUUUUAACUAGUAUGGAAAUUAAUUGCUUGAAAGAUCUGAGAUUUAUUCAUUUGCAGAACAGGUGCAUCUAAAGCUGCAAAAUAUGAGUUCCCCAACAUGAGACCAGUGUCUUUAAGCAGCUUGGAAAAGAUGAUUACUAGUGGGAGGAUAGCUUUUAUUUUUUUAUUCUAGUUCGUUCUUUGUGCAAUUGCUGAGAAAGUAUCCUUCAAUUUUAAUGGUGCUUUUACAAGAAAAGCUUUGAGUUACUGGGAAGCUUCUAGCACUCAUUCACUAUCACUGAUUGAGGCUUUUAAAUGUAUUUUGGUAUCUUCUCACUGCUCAAGGAAUCAACUACCCACACAUGCAUCUGCCCAUUCCCAUAUCCUGUACCUGUGCAAAGCUGCUGGCCUGGUUCUUUACACAGAAUCUGGUUGAAAUCUUGGAAGGCUGUGAUGUAUCAUGCCCCGAAAAAGUUUGUCCUUAGGUGACUGGAUGAUGUGAGUACUUCAGUGUUCUGGUAAAGAUGUGAGUGGAUAUGUCUGUGUCUUUCAUCAAUGCAUUUUUACUGGUAGGGUAUAUUUGGGCUGACUAGAAGGUUUGGAACUCAGUCUCCCCUUCAUGCCAGUAAUUGGAUAACUCAGUGGGGAAAGUUUUCCCUUUAGAAAUUAGAAAACUGACACAGAGUGCCUGCUUUAAAAAUAAACAUCUGUGAGAGCAAAACCAUAAAGACAUAUCUGUGACUGAGAGUUUCCUGUACCGUUGGUUAGGAUGCACUUGUCUCUAAAUCCAGCAGGGACUGAGAUCUGAGCCAAGGACCUAAGUACUCUGUGGGAGCACGUAAAGAAGGAAGCUCUGGGCUCUGUGCCACUGACAUACCUUCUUGCUCUGACCAGGUAUAACUAGCUCAAGAUCAUCGAACAAGCUCCCUUAAGAAAACAAGGCAGUAUCUUUGAUGGAAAUCCAUGUUACGAUUUCCUAGUAUGGCAGGAGUCCUGAGUUUUAGACAGUGACGUAACUACAUAUGUUUGAGGACUUGGGGACAAAUCAGGGUUGGGAAUUAGGCUUGGAUUGCCUGUUAUGAUUAUGCAGGUUUUGAGCAGAUUCUGUGAUCUGCUGGGGAUGUUUUACUGUGUGGUUUUCACAGCAAUGAAUAUAGCCUGAAGCAAGAGAAAUGCUGAGGAAAGGGAUGUAUUUUGAGUUGGCAUCUCAGGGAAGAUAAGGAACUUACCUCCACCCUGUUGAUCCUGCUUGAUCCUAGUUGAUCCUAGUCUCACAUUUGCUUCAAUAUCUGAAGCACUAAUGGAGGAAGCUUUCAAAUCUCUCUUCCCCAAAAAUAAAGUUUAGUUUUUCCUUUUAGGUUAGAGAAGAAACAGGAAUGAGAACAUGGGGAAGAGAGUAGUGUUUUGGUUUGUGCCUUUCUCCCCUGGCUCCUUUUUAUCCAGUAGCCCAGUAGUUACUCCUGUGUAGCUGGAUUAUUUCCCAUGCCCUAAAGAACUUCAAAACUGUUACUUCAGAAGAGCGAAUGCUUUAGUAUAAUCAGGCAGCUCUUGACUGUUUAGUCGUGAAGCUGUUCUGCUUUUCAUUAAGUUUCUCAAGAUUAAUAGGGACUUGAGGCUUUAGACUGCAGCAUUACUGAACCUUCAAGGCACACUCCAGUCCAUACUCAUCCAGUUUUUUGAAGCAAUAGCACAUAAUGUUGUUGUGAGUCAAAAAAAAUAUGUUUUAAAGGGCAACUGAUUAUGUCUUUGCUUUUAGCAAGAAUGUAUGUGCCAUUACUAAUACUGUUAUUGUUUUUUAAAUUGAUGUGAAAAUUACUUGGAAUCUGAGUAAGAUCCUUGGAUAUUUUUUUCUUUGGUGUAUUAGGCUCCUAAGUGUAUUCUGUGUACUGGGUUAUAGAAAUUUGAGAGGGAAGAAAUUGUAGGACAAAGGCAGAAUCUGGUUUCUUUCACAUUUUGAACCAGAUCUGUGCUGGCAGUUAGUGAAUGGUAAGUACACCUCUGGGGAUCUCCUUCCAUUUUGAUUUAUAGACAAUGAGCUUAAUUCUCAUUUCAGCAAAUGUAUUUCCCCAGCCACCCUUUCUGAUUUGUAUCAAAGGCCAGUGUUUGCUUCUAAGAAAACAGGACAAAUAAUUAACUAUUACACACCAAGACACAUUCAGAACAGUUUCAGAGAGGGUUAUGGAACCCAUUUUGCUGGUAUCAUAAAUAUACCAAGCAUAGGUACAGGACAUUCUGAAGAUCAUGACAGGUUGUGAUCAAGGAUAUUGUGAGCAGUCUUAUACCAUAUUCUCUGGUUUAUUUUCUUCUAAAAGUAAGUAGAGCCCUUCAUACAAAUACCAGCCCAGCUAAAUUAUCAUGAGUGCUAAGAUGAAAGUUCCAGACUGAGAUGAAAUGGAAUCCCAUUUUACCCAUUUGAAAGCUAAAUGCUUUAUUUCACAGAAUACUUUCUUAUCAUCUUAAAGUGACAAAUAUCUUUAACCAGCAGUUGAUAAAUGUUUGUAUUUUCUUUACAAUUAUUAAAGAUGUUAAGCUUCAUCUCAGGGGUUUUUUUUCCUUCUGAAAUGGUUUAAAAACAAACAAGUACUAAACGCACAAAAUAAUUAGAAACAUCAAAAUUUAUAGUCCCAGUCUCCUAAUUAAAUAGCAUGCCAGCUUUUGUAUUUCCUAGGGGCUAGCUUGCCAGCUCCCUCCUCAGCAAACUAAGUUUCCUUUUACAUUGUGAAAUGUCUGUCUUGUUUUUCUUCUGUGUAGACAAUCCAAGGGUUUAAUGGGAGUUUGGAUUCUGUACCAAGCCUGUAAAGGUUGGAUAUUGGAGAUCACUUUUAGCAAUACAAAUACUUCUAUCUUAUUUGCUGCUGAUAGAAAUAUAUUUACCAGAUGGUCAAUCUAGAUAAGCAAGGUGUUCUUGCAGAAUGCUUGGGUCCCUAUCUGAUUUGUAUUUUUUUUUAGCCAUGAAAUAGGAUUCCUGUAUCUGUGGUUAUCUGUUCUGGAAAUGAUGAGAUGCUGUAGAUUUCAUAGAAUUUAAACUUCCUUUCUCAUUUUCCCUUCUGCUCCACUGCACAUUUAUCUGGCUACACUGCAUAAGUUGAAAAUCACUUAGUGCAUGGAAUUACAGUCAACCACAUAAUGCAGUGUGGCUGUGGCUUUGCUAAAAUGGACAGAGAACACAUUUCCUACUGAAAGUAAUGGUUUAAAUAUAAGAUGGGAAUUAUCAGUUACUACUUUUCCCUAGCUUGAUCUGGGGAGUGCAGUUGCUACUCUGACAGCUUGUUAUUAAGGUCUCACCAGCCUUACUUUAACUAAUUUUAGUGUUUCACAGCUGCAGUCAGCCAGCAGGAGCCAAAAGCAGAAUCACGGGUGUGGGGCUGAACUCCCUACUUGGGUUAAAAACCCCAAAGAUAAUCACUGAUAGAAUUAUUGGGCUGUAAAUCCUAAAAUUAAGUAUAUAGUGGGUCAUGUUCCUCUAUUUUCUUUCUUGCUUUUUUCAACCCAUACUCAUGAAAUGCGUGCACAUAGCUGAUGUGUUCUUAGUGAAGGCUUUUGCAGUACAAAGUCAUGCUUUGGUUAGAGCCACUGUGUACUAACUCAAAUCAGAGAAGUAAGACAUCUAGCAACUAACAGAGAUAAAAGCAUUCCGUCCAGUUUCCUUCCUGAAGUCCAUGUAACUGGUGUAUUUCCUUAUGGGACUGGAAGAUGAUAGUGAAAAUCUGUGAUCAUGAGCACUUAUUCCUAACUGAGAAUGGAGGAAAUCUUCCUUAUUCCAUCCUAGUCUCACCUGCACUUUCCUGAUCCACUGAUCUCACCUGUAGGCAGCAGAGAAGGGGCAUAACUUUGUCCAAUAUCAGACACAUUUCAUUACAGUAAGAACAUUAUAGAUGUUUAAAUCUACCAUUUUUAAAAGUCAGCCUUUUAAAUUCCCUUCAACUGGUUGUUUUGUUAAAGCAACUUUUGUCUUAAGAUCAGAAGCACCUAUGUAUCAGCUACUGUCCCUUUCUAUUCUGAGAUACGUAUACUAAGAAUUGGAGUUUAAUUAGCUUUAUUUUAAAAGAAAAUCCAAAGUCAACUAAUGCUGUUUCUCAGUCUCAAAAAAAUGCUAAAGAACUGCCAGAGAGAUAAAAGACAAGCUGUGUUUCUCAAGAUAUAGCUUUUAACAUUCAGAAGUCUGUUGAAAUGCAGCUCCCACACUGCUAAUCCAAGCACGAAACUACCAUUUCUGUGCUGCCACCACAAUUUUGCUAUGAACAGAGGAACAGCACUACAGUCCAUAACAUCCAUGUCCUUUGUUAUAGGGUCAGCUUUGAUAACUUACCCUCUUUUAUCAAUAUUUCUGCUGUUAAAAUAAGGCUGUGUGUUACUUCUGCCUACCAUCAACAGUGAAGUGAGUUAAUCAGCUCUUCAGAUGUCUGUGUUAAGCUUGCAACUUAUGAUUAAAAGACAAUACUCCUACAGCAUUGUGUUUGAGCGACAGCCAGUCAGGGAUGCAGGAAUAUCAGGAUGGCACUCAGAUCUAGUCCUCCCUUCUGGUAAACAUAGGAAGCUGUUUUAUGAUCAUUUUCUUUCAACUUCCUUCAGUGAAGUUCAAUUAAACUGGAAACAUAUCUGAGAUUGUUACUGAUAAAAUGUAGUUUUAUUAAAUUAUAAAUUCUGUAACAAAAACAAGACAGAUCAAGAAAGAUCUCAAUAAACAAAACUACAAGGACUAGAUGGCAAAGCCAGUGAAAAAGCCAUGGAGAGUGUAAAGGUAAGGAUUUGCAACACAAGUUAACAGCAUUUUUACAUUUCCAUUGAAAGAAGGUAAAUGAUUGCUCUUGUCUAGUAAAAACACAUUUUAACUCCAAACUCACAUCUAUUUUCUCACAUUAAAUUAAGCAUCCUGCUCACACCCAACACCUUGCCUGAUUCCACAUAGCUUUAGUGUUCUUUUCAUACAUCAAUCCAUGCAGAAAGUAGUAAGACACUUAAUGCAACAGUCAGAUAAUGAAGACAAUUCAAGUUGUACAGUAGAUAUACAUUGGCCAAAAAGGGAUAGAGUAUCUUCAAGGGGAAAAUGCUACAAAAUAAACACAAGACAUUUUCAAGAAAACUGGGCAUUGCUAAAGAGCUUUCAAACCAUCAACAGGACAACCCAGUUUCCUAGAGUUAAAGAGUCAUGUUAAGAGGCUUAAGUUAAAA
Messenger RNA from Passer domesticus (house sparrow), 8180 nucleotides. RefSeq names its product ethylmalonyl-CoA decarboxylase 1 (gene ECHDC1). Lineage: Eukaryota; Metazoa; Chordata; Aves; Passeriformes; Passeridae. The record is from RefSeq and is a predicted model, not a curated record. Gene Ontology annotation, biological process: fatty acid beta-oxidation. The coding region runs from base 2033 to 2710 and encodes 225 amino acids. Gene Ontology annotation, molecular function: catalytic activity. Gene Ontology annotation, cellular component: cytosol. The transcript has 5 exons.